Myxocyprinus asiaticus (Chinese sucker) is the source of this 2364-nucleotide messenger RNA. Its product is annotated as complexin-4-like. Gene Ontology annotation, biological process: neurotransmitter transport; regulation of neurotransmitter secretion; synaptic vesicle exocytosis. The transcript has 3 exons. Gene Ontology annotation, molecular function: syntaxin binding. The record is from RefSeq and is a predicted model, not a curated record. The coding region runs from base 308 to 787 and encodes 159 amino acids. Gene Ontology annotation, cellular component: SNARE complex; terminal bouton. Lineage: Eukaryota; Metazoa; Chordata; Actinopteri; Cypriniformes; Catostomidae.
AUCAAUGCACUGAGUUCUUUCACUUUUUCUCUGUGGGAAAGCACACAGCCAUCUGCCUCUCAGUGGAGACGGCCACAACUUAAUCCAGAUUAUGGCUGCAGCAUAAACGCUUUUUUUUUUUUUUUUUUUUUUGGCCACCAUUCCUAGUCAAUAGUGUGUCCUUGAUAGCACAGACAGGCAGGUCGGUUAGCCUACCUCCAAACAGACCUAACCACUAAAAAUUCAAGGACCUCUGGAACUGGAAACCAAGGAGUUUAAGCAAAAUAUUUCAACUUGACAUUCAGUUACAGACUCCAGUGGUGUAAAAAUGGCCUUCUUAAUCAAAAGUAUGGUCGGAAACCCAUUGAAAGGAAUGGGUCUUGGAGGAGGAGAGGAGAAAGCAGAGGAGGAGACCCCCAAGGACCCCGCAGCAGCCGCCGGCAUGACCAGAGAAGAAUAUGAGGAAUACCAGAAGCAGGUGGUGGAGGAGAAGAUGGAGAGAGAUGCAGAUUUCUUGCACAAGAAAGCAGAGAGGGCCACUCUGAGGGUGUGUUUACGAGAUAAAUACCGACUUCCAAAAAGUGAGCAGGAUGAUAACAUGAUUCAGAUGGCGGGAGAUGAUGUUGAUGUUCCCGAGGAACUGCUGAAGAUGGUAGAUGAGGAUGCUACGGAGGAAGAAGAGAAAGACUCCAUCAUGGGGCAGAUUCAGAACUUACAGAACAUGGACAUGGAUCAGAUAAAGGAGAAAGCCUCUGCCACACUCACAGAGAUGAAAUCCAAGGCUGAGGAGAAGUGCUCUGUCAUGUAGUGAUUUAAAAUAUAUAUAUAUUCAUUUCUCCCUCCCCAGUGAUGAAUUGCUGUUGAAGUUGUCUGGAUAAGCCAUUUCAGAAUAUAUCACCUGAGUUUGCUUGUCUGGGCUCAGUUGUGUCUUUACAUAUCAAUGAGAUAUUUUUCAUUACUUAGGUCAUAAUAUCUGACUAAAGAUCAGUUUUAGGGUGUUAACUUUUUCUUUGUUUCCAUGAGUUUGGGGGAAAACAAUUCCAAAUGUUUGUUGUUUGAAUAAAGGAUGUUAUAGUUUUCACCCUCCUUUUUUUUUUGGCAUUCUUUUUUUUCCCACAUUACUAUAAUCACAACAGCUGUUGAAGUUGAUUUUAAAAAAUGAAGUGGAUUUUUUAAUUUUUUUAUGUUAUUGAGUUUUAUUUUAUUUUACUGUGUUUAAUUUUUGUUCAUGGUAUGAACAAAACAUGGCUAGUAUUCACAAAAGGCUCUCUGAGAUAAUGGCUGGUUCUACAGUGUUGAAAUCUGUGAAAUGUAGCUGUUAAUAUGGGGUCAAGCAAGUAGCUACAGCUCUUUUUUAAUUUCUAUCAAACAUAUAAUUACUUUUUAAACAGAGACAGAAAAACUCUGUUUAAAUGCCCUUCUUGUUUUUUGCACAAGGGAUGAGAUAAAUGUGAUGCUUUUAAUUUUUAAAAAUUUUUUUUACAGAAGACAAUCUAGCAUUGACACAUGCGAUAUUGUACUGCUUAUUAGGAUUCUUUUAUGUAUUGUCAUUAACUUGUGUUGGUAGACAUGAUAUGUCAAGUGUAGGUUUGAUGUCUCAUAUGCAAAAGAAUGAAUAAAACAGACAACAUAACAUCUUGAUUAUUUUGCAACAUUUGUGUUGCUUGAUGAUGAGGAAAGUCUAUCUAUCUCUCUGUCUGUCUGUCUGUCUGUCCCUUCCAUCCAUCCAUUUAAUUAUCAGAAUAUAACAUCACAGUAGCGUAACACCUCUAAAUAUAAAAACAUAAAUGACAAAAAAAAAAGGUGCUCAUUGAUGUCACAAUGGCAUCAGUGAUGUUAACUGACAGUCCUAGUAGGAUAAAUAAAUGAAUUGACCUAUUCCUACUUUUCUGAUUCUUAAUUUCCACAUUUGUAUUUAUUACACAUGCUAUUUAUCUUAGAUUGUGGUGAUUGUUAGCCUAUGAUUUGUGUGUGUGUGUGUGUGUGUGUGUGUGUGUGUGUGUGUGUGUGUGUGUUUCUUUGAGUAAAUCUCAGAAUACCAACAUUAUCUAUUGUAAUUAGGGAAAAGCCAAGCAGUUGAAAGGAUUUGAGCUGUUUUGGAUAGAGGGGGAAAGUGUGUAAUCCCCUCAAACCAGCGUGUGUCCUGCGGAUUAUCAGACUGCUGUCAAUCAUUUUUCGGAGCUAAUUACACGUAUCCAUUCGUACGCUUGCUGCGUGAGAUCAUGUUUUGUUCAUGUUACAAAAUCCUCACAUGACCCAAACCACUCUUACCUAAAGUAGUUUUUGGUGGAGAUUUAUUUGCAGUUUUAUCGUGGAAUUUCAAAGUUCCAGAGCUCCACAAAAAAAAAAAAAAAAAAAAAAAAAAAAAAAAAGUUAACCUAAAAA